AUGACACUAUAUUAUAGCCCCGGCUGGGCGAAUCUCUUUCUGCUUGUUACUGUUAUCAUUGCAUCUUACAUUCUAGGUAUUGUGGCAUAUCGCCUGUAUCUGAGUCCUCUGGCCAGAAUCCCGGGCCCGAAGCUUGCUGCUUUAACGACAUGGUAUAAUGCCUAUCACGAUUUGUGGCGAGGGGGCCAAUAUGUCUGGGUCGUAGAAGAGAUGCAUCGCAAGUAUGGUCCUAUCGUACGAGUAAGACCAGAUGUCAUUCAUAUAAAUGACCCGGCCUUCAUCGAGAAGCUAUAUACGCAAUCUCCCAAGCAUCGCCGGGAGAAAUACUGGACUACACUCCAGACCCUUUACUCUCUGAGAUCAAUUCUUGCCACCCAAGAUCAUGACCUUCAUCGGAGGCGCAGAGCAGCCCUCAACCCGUUCUUCUCACAACAGAACGUACGGCGCCUGGACCCUAUUAUCAGUGACACUUUUGCAAACUUACUUCGUAGAAUGGGUGGGUGGGCUGUAGUCGGAUCGCCUGUGCGGAUGAGCAUUCCAUCCAGGGCCGCAGUAAAAGACGUAAUCCAAGCUUGUGCAUUUGGCGAAGGCGAAAAGUGUCUCGAAAUGGAAGACUGCAGCAGCGGAUUCUUUGAUUUAAGUAGUUAUACCGGCGCGAAUAGCUCAUCUUGGAACCCAUUGCUUUUGGCUCAGCUCGGCUAUGGCCAAUGCGCCUCCAACUAUCAUGAUAACUCUGGUGCCCCGAGUUGCGAUCUUUGCAAGGUUUGUCGAGGGGUUGGCGGCCCAAGUAGAGGAGGUGGGAGCCGCCGGCAAGACCACACGUGUCCUGGUGAAGGUCUCGUUUACGAAGCUCUAGAUGGCAAAUUUUGUGUCAUUCCGGCCGGCACGGCCAUGGGCAUGUGGGUACCCAUUCUGAACCGUACCCCGGACUUAUACGGCCAACCAAAUCUGUUCAGACCUGAGCGCUACCUGGAGAACCCGAAGCUUUCAAAAUAUUUGAUGUCGUUUUCUAAAGGGGGAAGACAAUGCCUUGGAAUGGGCCUUGCCUACCAGGAACUAUACACUUUCACUGCUGGCCUCGUCCGCCGGUACAACAUCUACGACCCUAGCAAGAAGCACCAAGAUGGCCCUACACUAGAGCUAUACCAGACUAUAAGAGAAGAUAUAGCGAUGCAUGCGGACCAUAUAGUCAUGCCACCGCGUGAGGGAAGCCCAGGCCUAAGAGUCAUCACUCGAAGUUGA
This is a messenger RNA of Hypoxylon fragiforme, 1242 nucleotides long. Its product is annotated as cytochrome P450. The coding region runs from base 1 to 1242 and encodes 413 amino acids. The transcript is spliced from 4 exons. NCBI's taxonomy places the organism in Eukaryota, Fungi, Ascomycota, Sordariomycetes, Xylariales, Hypoxylaceae. The record is from RefSeq and is a predicted model, not a curated record. Gene Ontology annotation, molecular function: monooxygenase activity; heme binding; oxidoreductase activity, acting on paired donors, with incorporation or reduction of molecular oxygen.